UGGAGCGAGCUGCUAACGACUGUCCGCCGUUAGCGUGAAACAUCACUCACAAACAAGUAACACUGAAAACCUCCACAUCAAGCUCCGGGGUACUCCUCUACGUUUUGGCGUGACAGACAUACAAGCCGUGUCCUGACCGUCUGGAUUUAUCACAGCGAAGGUCUACCACCUUCUACUUCCUGUGACAAAUGUUGAGGCCGGAGAUCAGCCUUUUCAACAACUGUUAGAGGUGACAGGGUGAGGACGGGAAGGAGUGUCUGUUAGCUGUGCCAGGUUUUGUCUCAUGAGAGUGACUGUGCCAUCCAGGCACUGCCAGUGACCAGGGCUGUGGCUGUGGGGGGCCCGGCCCAGGAGGCCUUUUUGUACAUCACUCCAGGCUCCCGCUGACCUGUGCUGCUCACACCAUGGAUCAACAGAGAGAUAAAUAUGGCGAGCGGCCCGCCCGGAGCACUAAAGUUUCGCAGGGAAGCCGCAGCGGACACUCGUCCCGACCAUCUGGCUCCUCCAGCUCAUCUGGGGUCCUCAUGGUGGGGCCAAACUUUCGUGUGGGCAAGAAGAUCGGCUGUGGAAACUUUGGUGAAUUGAAACUGGGUAAAAAUCUCUACACCAACGAGUAUGUAGCUAUUAAACUGGAACCAGUAAAAUCGAGGGCACCACAGUUGCAUUUAGAGUACCGGUUCUACAAAACGCUGGGAACUACAGCUGAAGGAGUGCCCCAGGUGUUUUACUUUGGGCCCUGUGGGAAAUACAACGCCAUGGUUCUGGAGCUGCUGGGCCCGAGUCUAGAGGACCUCUUUGACCUUUGUGACAGGACCUUUUCGCUGAAGACCGUCUUAAUGAUAGCCAUUCAGCUGAUUUCUCGAAUGGAGUACGUGCACUCUAAAAACCUCAUCUAUAGAGAUGUAAAACCUGAAAACUUUCUCAUCGGACGACAAGGGAACAAAAAGGAACACAUCAUCCACAUCAUCGACUUUGGUCUUGCCAAAGAGUACAUCGAUCCCGAGACCAAAAAACACAUUCCAUACAGGGAGCAUAAGAGCUUGACCGGCACUGCCCGAUAUAUGUCCAUCAAUACACAUUUAGGCAAAGAGCAAAGCCGGCGAGACGACCUGGAGGCCUUAGGCCACAUGUUCAUGUAUUUCCUGCGUGGGAGUCUACCAUGGCAAGGACUGAAGGCCGACACGUUGAAAGAACGAUACCAGAAAAUUGGAGACACAAAACGAAACACUCCCAUCGAGGUCCUCUGUGAAAACUUCCCAGAGGAGAUGGCCACCUACCUGCGAUAUGUGAGACGGUUGGACUUCUUUGAAAAGCCUGACUAUGAAUAUCUGCGGACUCUGUUCACUGAACUGUUUGAGCGAAAAGGAUACACCUUUGACUACACUUACGACUGGGUUGGCAGGCAGAUACCCACACCAGUGGGGUCUGUCCAUAUAGACUCUGGAGCCUCUGCUGUGACGAGAGAGAGCCAUCCUCACAGAGACCGGCCAUCACAGCACCCACCAAUCAGAAAUCAGACAGCGGUCUCAGAUCGACGAGGAGCAUGGGAGGUGCAGCCCACACGCCAAGCAAACUCCUCCUAUCUGACCUCCCACCUGGCAGCGGACAGGCACGGGGGCUCAGUGCAGGUGGUCAGCUCGACCAACGGAGAGCUGAACGCAGACGAUCCACUGGCAGCUCAUUCCAACGCUCCCAUUACAGCUCAGGCAGAGGUGGAAGUGGUCGACGAGGCCAAGUGCUGCUGUUUCUUUAAGCGAAAACGGAAGAAGAACACGCCGAGGCACAAAUGAUCAUCCACCACCGGCCUGAAAUGCCCCGAGUGUCCGGCUCAGUUGAUUGCGAUUUCAGAAAUCAAUGAGGUCCCAUUCAGAAUAAAAGAGGGAGACAACUUAAACAUCGUGAUUGAAUUGUUCUCUGGAGGGACCCGUUUCAAAAUGGUUUGUUGAGAUGUACGAGACGCUUGUGUCUUUUGAUGGGAGUCCUUUUUUUUAAAAAAUGUUUUGGUUCUUUUUUUUCAUUCUCCGAGAUGUGUGGGAAUGUUUUGCAGGCCAGUCGUCCAAACGGGGAACCUUUUUGGUGGAAUUUUGCAGAUUUUUUUUUUUUUCUCAUCUCCCAAAGACAUCCAGCAUUUGUAUUUUUCACUCCUCGUUUUUGGCAUUUUUUGUUUCUCUUGUGGUAUGGCAAAGGAAAUGACAGAUCUUCCUGUGAAAUCUUGCCACCUUCAGCCUACUAUGAUUUCUUUGUUUGACUCACAAAAUCAUGUUUUCAUUCCCCCUUUCUGUCAAGUCUCCAGUUCAAAACGGUUCGCCCCUCGUUAGUUCUGCUAACUCAUUUUGACACAAAGCCCUUCUGGUUGCUCCUGAUGUGGGACUGAAUGUAAACCUGAAAACAAAUGUGGAGCCAGGAGCAUAAACCGCCUACCUUCAGGCACACAGAGCAUCAGUCUGCCAUUUGGCCCCUGCACUUUUUUUCCUCCAAAGAGGUCAACCCUGGCACUGGGACCCCUCGGGGCCCUGAGAGAACAGAAGAUACCAGAGACGCCUCCUGCACUGUGUUCUCUGAGGACGAUUUCUGCUCACGCUGCUUGGUUAAAGCACUCCCCUUAACCACGCCGCUGUCGAAAAACACACUACAGUCUCUUUUUGACUCACAUGCAGUUUUGCUCCUGUCGGCUUUGUGAUAAUGAGCAGCAACUUGUACAUGGGGCUGAAAAAAAUGCUAUUUAUGCUAUUUAUCUUCUUGGUUGCCACCAGUUUUCUUACUAAUUCUAAAAACAUACACACUGAAUGUAUGGACAGAGACGUAAAUGACUUUGGAGCGUUUAUAUAAUCUGUCAUGCGCAUGGGAAGGAAAUUGCAGUUAAAGACCAAUGUCUAAAAGAGGAAAAGACCAAAACAAAGUGGAUUUAAGGGUGAGAGUAUCUUAAUAAUGUGAUGGACUCUACACCAGAAGACACUGGGGGACGUUGCUUUGGAGCGACAAGAGAAACUGGCGUGAUGUGCUUUUGGAGAUCGAAUCACAGCCUCUCGACUGUCCAAUGCCUUAACCCCAACCAACCAACAGACCACCACAUCUCAUCACCACUUGGAGAAACAAGCUGGCAGCAUGAUGGUUGCGAGAUUUGCAAUUUUUGGGGUCGCUUGUAUGAUAAAGCCCAAAGUUGCGGACGGUUUCCCAGCUAGAGCAGUUAAUGACUUCCCUUGUUAACACUGAGGAUGUAUUCCCGAGAGAGAGUGAUGCCAAAUGGAAGAUUUGGCGUAAUAAUCUGUGUUAAGACGCACCCCCACCCCCCGCGUGUCCAGUCUGAAGACCCCUGAGCUGCAAAGUGAUGAUUUUAAGUUUGGACGACUCUGCUGAACCCAUCGGUCCCUCUUCACCUCGACGCGGCGUGAGAAAACAUGAUCGAGGGUGGAUAAGUGAACGUGUCCAUACCAUUUUUAUUUUAGUGUCAUGGAGGACUGCCUUGAAACAAAAUCCUCGAUGUGUCACCUUGCCUAUCCUCCGAACAGAGAGUGAAUUACCGUACAUAGGUGUUUUAUUUUUUUAUUUUAUAUCUUGCUAAUGUGAAUUUUUUUUUGUUUUGAAUGCAAUUAUUUUCCAUUCCAAAUAGCCAUGGUUUUAUGGGGAAAGAGAGGGUAACAAAAAAAAAGCUUGAGACCAUGACUGCACUACAUUUGUUGACCCCGGCUUUCCCUGACGAGACCCUGCCUUCUUAAAACUGUACUUUAAACGUGCUUAUUUACUUUAAUUGUAGCUGCCUCAUGUGCAAGGCCUUUUCCUAAAGGGUGCAGGGAAUACACUUUAAAUUGACUUUUAUCCCCGCCCACUCCUUUUAUUUGUGCCAUGACACCCUCCUCAUCACCCCUUCCUCUCUGCGCGCACACACACAAUAACACACAUACACACACGCACGCACGCACGCACGCACGCAAGUCCUAGAUGAGUAACUUCUCAGCAGAGUAUGGAGAUAGAUUUGUCUCUUAUUUGUGUGAACAGAUUGACAAUCUAUGUGUUAAUGUGUGAUCUCAAAGUAUAAAACAACUUCCACAAACACUAAAAAAUAUUUGAAAUCUCACAGAACUAUUUAACAAAUAUAAAACGGAUCUGCAAAUACAGAAACAAAUGCCACAAAUUAAAAAAAAAAAAAAAAAAAAAACUUGGUGUGCGAGAAAUGCAAAUCCACAAGUGUAGAAGAUUCACAAAUACAACGACAAUCGGUCACAAAGCUGUAAAUGUUAGGAAGGCAUUCGCAAAUGUUUUUAAUUUAUUUGUAAAGUCAUUAAAUGUAUUCACAGAUAUUUUUGAAUUUGUGGAAUUUGUUUCUGUAUUUGCAGAUCUGUUAAAUAUUUGCAAAACAGAAACAUCAAUUUUAACACACCGCUUUGGAGAUAGAAUUGUCUCAGUAUUAUCUGUAUGAACAGAUCGACUAUCCGUCUGUUAAUGUUUAUUCUGUAAAUAUAAAACAACAUCCGCAAAUACAAAAAAGAUUUGUAAACUCAAAAAACUGUUUUGCAGAUGUUAAAUUGAUCUGCAAAUACAGAAAUAAUACCCGGGUGGCAGUCUUGAAAAUUCUGCUGCAGCAGAAGGAAAUGUUUGGUUUGCAUUAGCAGUAACUUCAUACAGCAUUUUUUUCUGCAAACGUUGUUGCCGACACCCAGUUAAUACAUCUGAGAAUAUAUAAAUAAUGCAGUACUUUAAUCAGUGGGCCAGAGGCUCAAUCGCCUUUGUGUUUCGUAAUUUGUGGACAGAUAGUGACUUAAAGACAUUCUUUUUAAUGAAAAUGUUUAAGAUUAUUACUUUAAUGUGUAAUGUUGAAUUAUAAAACAUCUUCCACAAAUACAAAAAAAGAUUUGUAAAAUCAAAAAAACUGCUUUGCAAGUAUCAAAUGGAACCACAAAUUUCACAAAUUAAAUAAGCCCAAAAAACAACACUAUAAAAAGUGUAAAAUUGAGUUUCACAGAUGAAAACAACAUCUGAAUCUUUUCCAAAGUUCUGUAUGUUAGAAAGAUAUUCACACUUAUAUAUAUGUUUGCAAAUUGAUCAAAUGUAUUCACAGAUUUUUUUUUAUUAUUUGUAAAAUUUGUUUCAGAUCUGUUUUAUAUUUUCAAAACAGUAUUUUGAGACUUUUUUUUGUAUUUAUGGAGGCUGUUUUAUAUUCGAGAUUACACAUUGUCUCAUGGAUUGUGGAUCUGUUCACAAAUAUAAUCGAGACAAAUCUGUCUCCAUCGCGGAGUGUUAGAUUUGACGUUUUGUGGACCUGCUCCGUCAUGUUUUAGAAAUGUUGUAGAUGUUGCAAACUAUCUCAAUGAAUCAGUAUGUAAACCUGCUUGUUGCGUGUAUUUACACUGUAUAGCUUUUCGGUUUAUUCUCACCCCCUGACAUGUCCGAGGUCUUAAUUAUCGUGUUAUUGAAAGUACUUGAAUAUGAAAAAUCUAUGGGACCUUUUUUUUGUUUUUAUUUUCUUGGUCAUUAUCAUAGUAAUUCCGCGCAUAGGAUUUGAGGGGAAUGGUGGGAAACCAGGCUAUUUGAAUGACAGGUAUUCAUUUCUUUGAGAUGUCUUAGUGCCUCUUGAGUGUGUUGGACAGGUGUCGGCUCACCUGCGGAGUCAUGUGCCCGCUAAAUGACCCCAUGAGGGUUGGGAUCAUGUUUUUAUCUGGUUGCAGUAAGAUGUUGGUUUGGAUGUUAAAGGGAUAAUUUGGAUUUUUUUAAGUGGGGUUGUGUGAAGUACUUAUGCAUAAUCAGUGUAUUACAUACAGUAGAUGUCGGUCAGUUACGCCCCCAGCUGGAGUCUAACAUGGGCGCUAAGAAAUCUGCUGCUGUGUCUGGGGUAGCAACAAAACAUAUUUUAACCACAUAAAAACAGUCCCACCUAAAAAUAACAAUAUCAGCUUCGGUGUACAAUAUAUUUAGAAUAUUUUCAGUACUUAGCCUUAAUGGCAGACAGUGAUUUGCAACAGGAAAAUGAAGCCAUUAUAUCGCUCUCGUCAAAGUAAUUUAACAUCACUGAAAACAGGAGCUGUUGGUUUACUGCCUCAAACUGUUAGUUUGUGUGACCAGUAACCAGGGUUCCCACAUUCAUGGAAAAUACUGAAAAUUCAUAGAUUACAAUAACAUUUAACGGCCCUGGAAAAGUCUGGGAAUUUUAUUGUGUGUCAUGAAAUAGUUACUGUAAUCUGACUUAUUUUCUGUAGCUGUUAGCGUAAUAUUGCACUGAUAUGCGUAUGUAAAUGUGGGACAAUUUAACAACCAUUAUACAUUCUCCCCAUAUUUCCGAUCUCCUUUUAGGUUUGCCAACUUGCUGCAAUCAUGUUUGAAUAGAUUUCGAAUUUGUCAUGUUUAAAAACUAUCAGGUUAAAUCUGGCAGUUUUUUCAUAACGUGUCCUUGAAAAGUCAUUGACAAGUUGUAAAAUGUUGUCCCUGAUAAUGUGUGGGAGCCUGAUUAACACUAACUAACUCACUGAUGGACGCAGAGGCUGAUCAGCAGCUCCUGUGUUUAACGAGCUCAAAUGAGUGUUUUUCUCAGCGGAGUCUGGUGGCUUUUAAGAGAGCACAGAUGAAGCUGUUUCCCUGUGCUACCUGUGAUACUGUGAUACUCUCAAAAUAGCAUACACCUGAACUUAAAAUACUAAAACACGUUUUGUUUCAGACACGAUCUGCAGCAGUAGAUUGCUUAGCGUCCGUGUCAGACUCCAGCCUGCUUCUCCAAACUGGGAACCUGCAAUCUGACGCCUACUGAAUGUAAAACACUGACUACGGACAAGUACUUCAUACAAACCCACUUCAAAAAAAUCCAAACUCUCCCUUUAAAGCUGUCACAUUUUGUGAAAAAUCACCGUACUGUACUUUGUGGUCGGUGAAAUCCUUCAUUUGCUUCAUUUGCUCAGACACCAAACCUGUGACAUCCGCUGCCUGUGAUUCCCCCUCCAGCGGCUCAGACUGUUUUCGUUCCAGCUACCUGAAAAGUAAAGUUGAAAGUAUUUCUGUGUCGUGAGAUGGAUAUCCAGACUAUAUAGCCUUCAACGUUCCCCUCCUUAAUUCCCCGAGUGCCAUUCCUGAGACUACUACUAUAUAGCCCAUGCCUUUUACCUGUGCCAGGAAAAAAUGAAUGUUUUUUGACCAUUCCACCUUGUGUCCUUGACGUGUCCGCUGUCAUUUUCGAGAAAUUCAGUACCAGGAAGUGUUGUUGUUAAAGAGAGUCGGGGGAAAAAAAAGUGUUUUAUGCUUCUGUUGGUUUCUUUCUCUUACAUUGAAACCAUUUUAUCGACCUUUAUCACAGAUCAUCUUUGCCACAUCUGCUUCUUAAACUGUGGGUCGCCUCGCUCGUAAGCUCCCGGCUGUAACAGUAGAUAUAGAAUUAUUACUCUGAUGUAUUUACGUUUUUUUACUCUCUGGGCCUCGUACAGAGCGAUAUUAGGAGUACUCUGUAUGGUUCGUAUGUGCAUGGCUUAUCUGGAGACGACAGCGAGCGGCCUCUCUCUCUCUCCAGCGGAUUUCCUCACCUGUAGAGCUCGCGUACUGUCGGCUCAGUGAGACGUUACGACUUCCAGUCCUCAUGUAAGAUAAAUAACUUCAUGUCCUCUCACAGCACAUCCCAUCUCAGUUCCCAUUAUUUCCGAUGAUACUUCACUUCGGUCAGACUCGUGUUUAUGGCUUCGGUUGUGUGUGAAUCACAUUCCUGUGUGUCAAAGCUGUGUAAUCAAAGCAAAGGACAGUUCAAGUGUGAAUGAACGGCUUUAGGUCUUUAUGGGUUCUCUGGCACUUUUUUCCUUGUUGCUGUACUGUAGAAUUGUCUUGGAUUUACUGUAUAUUUUUCUUUGAGGGAGAGGUUUAGGGUGACAUUUACUGCAAUAUUGUGAUGAUUAUUUGAAAAUUGUAAAUUGUACAGAGUUCACAAUUAUACUCUUUGUUCUUUCUGUUGGGAUUCCAUAUAAAAUAUGUAUUAUUUGAUUUUUUUUUUGUUUCCUCUCAGACUGUGGAAAAUCAAAUUGUACAGCUCCAAGAGUUUAUCCUCCCCUCAGCAUUAUUUUUUUUUUUUGAUUUUGUUUUAUUUCUCAGAGCUAUGAUUAAGAGAAAUCUUAAAACUGUAAAUAAAUAUUAUUGUGUUGAAAUAUGAAUGUCACUUCAAAAAUGUAUUUGAAUGAGUUAGUCAAGGGCUUCAAGAAUGAAGGACCCACAUUUCUUCUUUUUAUGGUUUCAUAUUUUUAAUUUACAGAAAGGUAAAGGUCCUUUUUAUCUGAGAUGCCUCUGUUUUUUUCUCCUCCUUGGAUUCAUAUAAUACAAUGUGUCACACACGAACCUUAUGAAAUCACUUUUUAUUCCCUCCACACUUAAAGGGAAACUCCAGUUUGCACCCUUUUUUAUGUAAAAUAAAAGAUCUCUCCACCUUG
Molecule: messenger RNA, 8387 nt
Organism: Plectropomus leopardus (leopard coralgrouper)
Lineage: Eukaryota; Metazoa; Chordata; Actinopteri; Perciformes; Serranidae
Gene: csnk1g1
Product: casein kinase 1, gamma 1
Biological process (GO): protein phosphorylation
Molecular function (GO): protein serine/threonine kinase activity; ATP binding
Source: RefSeq, a predicted model, not a curated record